AUGCAUCCAAAGUUCCACGCUAGCUCCUCCUUCGUCACGUCUAUCUUUUUGCAGUAUCUCGCGAAUGCCGUCCGCGCUUGCUGGGGUGUUAUUGCGUUCGGAUCCGCCCUGGUCCCCGCCCUGUAUCCCAUCUCCUUGCGGUGGCUCCUGUAUGAGUCCCCAUAUGACCAUCUCGCGAAGCUGCCAUCUGUCUGCUCUGCUGUGCUUCUCGCUCGUGCGUCCUUGCAACUUGUGCUGGCCUCCUUUCACCUCCUGCUCUCCUAUGCCACGUGGCUGUGUGUGUUUGGGUUUCUAUGUUUGCGAUUUGGAUUUUGGAUUUUCUACUGCACUUUGUUUAUUUAUUUAUAG
Messenger RNA from Emiliania huxleyi CCMP1516, 348 nucleotides. RefSeq lists its product as hypothetical. The record is from RefSeq and is a predicted model, not a curated record. The transcript has 2 exons. Bases 1 to 348 code for a protein of 115 amino acids. Lineage: Eukaryota; Haptophyta; Isochrysidales; Noelaerhabdaceae.